Messenger RNA from Salarias fasciatus (jewelled blenny), 586 nucleotides. Its product is annotated as neuropeptide B-like. Lineage: Eukaryota; Metazoa; Chordata; Actinopteri; Blenniiformes; Blenniidae. The record is from RefSeq and is a predicted model, not a curated record. Gene Ontology annotation, molecular function: G protein-coupled receptor binding. The transcript is spliced from 2 exons. Gene Ontology annotation, biological process: feeding behavior; G protein-coupled receptor signaling pathway. Bases 56 to 442 code for a protein of 128 amino acids.
AGAGCCAGGACCCUCCACCUGAGCAGAGUAGUGCAGACCCGAGCCCCCGGUCGACAUGGAGAUGCCCGCUAAACUCACGCUGCCCCUCGUGGUGAUCUCCGUGCUGGUCGCCUGCGCCCCGACGGAGGCGUGGUACAAGCAGAUGGCCGGUCCGACCUACUACUCGGUGGGCAGGGCGUCCGGGCUGCUGUCCGGGAUCCGGAGGUCACCGUACGUGAGGAGAGAGGACGCUCAGCCCACGGACAGCGGGGAGACUUCGAGCAACAGCGUGUUUUCUGAUCUCGUCUCACACAACUCCUUUCUGAAGACGAUGCCCGUCUGUAUCAAAGACGUCACACCAGACCUGCAGAGCUGCGAACUUCUCCUGGAAAACAAAGGAUCAUUUAAGUGCAAAGCGGACGUGUUCCUCUCCCUGGAGUCCUCGGACUGUGCAGGAGACUGAGCAGCAAACCAACAGCUCAGCUGGACCACAGAGCCAAACCCUUGAAGGGGUGACAUUUCAAAAAACUGUCCUUUAACCCUCACACAGGCAACGCACCAGAUGGAAGAGGCUUUUUUUCCCAUGUUCCAUUUCAUCCGACUUAUG